AUAUUGUAUUUAUAUUUAAAUACACGAAUACUAAUAAAGAAAAUAGUUUAAUUCAAAUCAUUAGCAAAAUGGCACAUUGGUUUCAUCGUAAUGUACUAAAAGCUACGACAAAUCAAAAAUUCGAAUUAAAAAUAACUAAUCCUACUGAUGCUACAAGAAAACUAUGCAGUGAUCUAAGAUUAUCAAGAAAUCGUCUUUUGGAUUUAAUUAAAAAUCCAAAUAAUUCAAGUGAUACCAUUGAACCAGCAUUUCAUAGCUAUUUAAACUUGUUAUAUGGAUUUAUAUGGGAAAUAAACUCUGCUAUAGAACAGUCUGAACACGUUGGUAGACCCAAUCCUAGCAAACUUAGAAAUGUUAUUGUGUAUAAGUGGACACAUACAUUAUUGGGAUCAAAUACUUAUUCCAGUGCUGAUUCUGUUUAUGAAGCAGCUAAUAUCAGUAUGAAUGUAGGACUUUGGUUUAUGAAACAUGCUGCAAUGAUUGCUGCUAAAGAUGAUAUAAAUAUGAACGAAGCAAAAGAUGUACAUACUAUGCUAAGAAGAGCUGCAGGAAUAUUUACCUUUGUACAAACAGAAUUUUUACCGCAAUUGGCAAAUCCUCCUCCACUAGGAAGUGAUUUAGAUCCAAGAAUAAUAAAUGCAUAUGUGAAUCAAUGUACAGCAGAAGCACAAGAAGUGACAGUAGCCAGAGCAGUAGAAUUAAAACAUAAUGCCAACUUAAUAUCAGCAUUAGCUAAUGAAACAAGCAAAUUAUUUCUAGAUGCUGCUAAUACUCUACGUUCAUUUAAACCAGAGAUAUCAAUACAGUGGAUUAAAUAUUUAGAACUUAAAGCUGCAUUUUACCAGUCUUAUGCUUAUAAUUAUUGUGGUGAAAAUUUAUUAUCCAUGGAUAAAUGUGGGGAAGCAAUUAAAGCCUUACAAGAAAGUGAAGCAUGUUUGAAAAAAGCAAAAAUGUUAUGUCAAGAGUAUGGAAAAAUAAAUGGACCAGCACCUAAAGUAAAACCAGAUCAACAUGCUGUAUUUAAGCGAUUAGCACCCAUAGUAAAACUUACACUUGAUAAGUGUAAUCGUGAGAAUGGUUUAAUUUAUCAUCAUACAAUACCAGGAGAGGUUCCAACAUUAGAUACAAAAGCUACUUUUGGUUUAGUGAGUCCUAUUGAUUUUCAAGUGCAAUCACAUCAUUCUAUAUGGAACUUAGAUAUAUAUAGAACAUUAUCAGGGUUAACACCUGCUAAAAUUGAAAAGGAACAAAAUUUAUCUCCUGUCAAAGAAGAUUCAAUUCAUCAAAGUACCAAAGAUCCAAAGAAUGCAAGUGGAUGUAUGUUACAAUAAAUUGUUUAG
Molecule: messenger RNA, 1340 nt
Organism: Eufriesea mexicana
Lineage: Eukaryota; Metazoa; Arthropoda; Insecta; Hymenoptera; Apidae
Product: BRO1 domain-containing protein BROX
Exons: 7
Coding region: 69-1331 (420 amino acids)
Source: RefSeq, a predicted model, not a curated record